AUGAGUUCUAAUAUAUUUACUGGUGUUAAGUUGGGUCAAACAUAUGAAAAUAUGGGUUUUCCUUUUAUAUGGACUAAGUCACAUAAAGAUGGUACAGAUUUGGAGCCGUUACGUCAAAUCGGUGAUCCAGAUUGUGAUGUUGUAAUGGCUUUAUUACACAAAUAUUUAAAAAUUGAGGAACAAGAUGCAUUGGGUCUAUGCAGAAAAUUGGCUAAGCAACACAUCGCUGAUAGCAGACCAGAUUCACAAAUUUUAUAUCCGUCUGAUGAAUGUUGCUUAUGUUACGAAUUUAUACAAAAAUAUUCAACAAUUCCAACAUGGGUUAAUUGGGCUUCUAUUUUAGAUGGUCAGCAAUUCUUUACGCGAUGCAUUGUGCCAGCUUUAAUUAGUUUACUGUACUUUACGCUUAUUUCUGGCUUUGGAGCACCAAAACUAUCUAAAGUAUUAGCAUGUACGGGUUAUUUAUCUAAUGGCUGUGCAGCCAGUUAUCGUCGAUUAUUAGAAACAAAUUCUAUGAUUAUAACAUGUCUUACUGGAACUGUUUCUAUACUUGAACCAAAUCAUAUUGGUUGGGAAUCAUGUUUACGAGUGAGAUUAUUACAUGCGCGAAUUAGAUACAUGUUAUUGAAUGAGCAGCAUAGUGGAAUAAAAUGGGACACUGCUGAAUUUGGAAUACCGAUUAAUCAAGAAGAUUUACUGGUAACAUUAAUGGGAUUUUCAUUUUCAGUUUUGUUUAGCUUUAAAGAGCGUAUGCACAUUCGAUUUUCUGCAGAAGAAGAACAAGGUUAUCUUCACGUUUGGCGGUAUAUGGGUUGGCUACUAGGAAUAGAUGAUCACUUCAAUUCUAGUGAAACAUACGACAAAGCCAGAACAUUGACUGAAUCAAUCCUACAUCAUAUUGGAUGUCCAGAUGAAACAAGCUGCUUGUUAGCUCAUCAAGUUAUCAAGGCCAUAGCAGUUUAUUUGCCAAUACCGGCAAGAUUUGAAUUUCAUUCACAAAUGGUAAGAAAACUAGCCGGUGAUGUAUGGGCAGACGCAUUAAAAUUACCGCCAGGAAAAAGAUUGUUUUCAUUUAUAAUAGAGAUAAAAUUCUCUGUAUUUCGACUGGUUAGUUGGCUCGGUAGAAACUGGCAACACGAUUUACCAAAACACGCUCCAUUGAUUGAACAACAAUCCAGUCUGUCACUGUUGUUGUUACAUCCAGUUUUUUCAAUCAAAUAUUUGUUACAAACAAAUGUUCGUCCAUUUAUGUUGAAGUUAAAUGCAGGCCGAGUUCGUUUACUAAUAAGAAAUGAAUACAAAAAGAUUCGUAAACAUAUUAUACUCGACGAGACAGCAGAAGAACUUUUUAAUUAUGACUUUACCAUGCAUAAAAGAUAUUCACCUAAUUUGUACACUACUCGUGUUGAACAACAGCAACAAACACACUUGUCAUCAUUAACAAAAUUUACCACUACUAGUAAAACUGACCAACGCUCUCUGAUUGUAUUAUGCAUUGGGAUUACUCUUAUUAUAUUACUACUGACAAUACAAUAA
Molecule: messenger RNA, 1536 nt
Organism: Didymodactylos carnosus
Lineage: Eukaryota; Metazoa; Rotifera; Eurotatoria; Philodinida; Philodinidae
Source: the annotation of a GenBank genome assembly